ACGGGGGAAAUCACAUACUGUAUGUGCAAGGCAUAGGUAAGUCUCAAGGCUUAAUAAUGUUCAAGUUUUGAGCAAGUACGAAGUUACUGUGUUAGUGAUAAACAGCUUUUCGGUGAACCUAAAAUAUUUACUUGACAGGUGAACUUAAUUUGAUCUUCACUAAACUCAAAGUCAACUCAAGUCUUGUUUUAGCCAAGCAAGCCCCAAGUCCUAAAAUUACUCACUAAAGUCUGACUUAAGCUACAUUGUUUGUGUCCGGUGUAUUUGUUUCGGAUACAAGAUGAUUGAUUUUCAUUUUAAUUUAUUUCAUUAUUUCUCCCAAUUUAAAACUGUUUCCAAGUGUCAAAAUACCCCAAACGUCAACAGUUGUAGACAUAUUUUUACAGCAUAUUUCAUGUCAUGGUGACAUUUGCUCAUGGUGAGCGGUGGAUGAAUCUCAUGCUUUAUGGAGCAAUCAAGUCAGUGUCGCAUUUUCGAAGCUAAAAUACAUUUUGUCCAUUAGUUUUGUGGUGUGGUGCGUGACAUAAUUGCCCAACGCAAAUACACCCCACUCCCGCGUUGACAUUAUGUUCAGAAGUUAGUGCCAGCACCUACCUUUUGGCUUUGGCAUACUAGUGCCUGUCAAAUGUGGUUCUUUCGCUCUGGAACUUCGGCCAGCCUAUCUCCUCUGUCGUUAGUGGAGAAGCAGAUUAUUAUGUAAAUUAGUCCCACUGACGUCACAAUCUAGCGAAAUUCGGAUAGGCUUGCUCACAGACUCAUUUUCAGAAAUAAGCAGACAAUUUAAGGGCUUUGUCUUUUAUUUUGAAACACCCAUAGCGGAUACGCUCCACUCAGAGUGUGCGCGCGCACGACCCCGCACACACUGGACGCACACCUUUGCAAGUCGCGACACGCAGCGUGCCCUGGACUUAAUACUACUACUACUACUGCUACUAAAGUGGGUGAGAAAAUAUUAUUAUUAAUAUUAUUUAUUUAUUGUUCACAUUCCAAAUGUUUAAAGUUGUAGAAAUGGUUUCAAUGCUAGAUUGUUUGGGAGACUUUUGCAUUGAAUGUCACGUGAGGUUGAGCUUUUUAAUAAAGACAAUGAUGUCACAAUUAGUUAGAACAAUAUCUACUUAAUCAUGCGUAUUGUUUAUGAAUGACACAUGUUGUCGUGAAAGGAUCUGGCUUGUUUACUUUUUAGUCGAGGAGUGGGCGUGAGGAAGACGAAAAGGGGGUGGGUGGGGGGGGGUUUGGUCCUGGUGAUAAAGCAUUAGGUAAUUGGACUAUCUGAGACCGCAGACUGUGUGACGCCGGCCUCCAUAAAGCAGUUGUGGGUGAGUGUGUGUUUAGUAGACUAUAGUUUUCACAAUUUAAAAUAAAUACAUACAAAUGUAAUGUCAUCGUGGAACGUCAUGCGUGUGACCUGCUCACUUCUGGUGUGAUGCGGCAUGGUUUUGAGCAGAUGAUGAUGGAUAGACAGAAAAAUAAGCGCACGCACUCCAAUAAACACACACAGCAAACACACACGCACCCCUCCUCCUCCUGUCCUGUGAUGUGUUCUGGCCAGACAGUUCGGCUCCUGGGCGUCUUCACAAGAGAAAGAGAGACGCCACAAGAGGACCUUCCUCCUCCUCCUCCUCCUCCUCCUCCUCCUGCUGCUGCUGCUGCUGCUGCUGCUGCUGCUGCUGCUGCUGCCUGCUGCCUGGAAAACCUUCACCAGCAUCUUCUCACCUCUCUCCCGACAGAUGCGCAGGACUUGAAAGAACCACUCGGACAAAUAGGCGCUUGUUAAAGAAAAGAAGUCGGCACGUUCAUCACCUCAUCCCACGUGGGUCAAUAGGAUGCCGCAAACCUCGACCCGCAUCAUCUAGACUGGACGCAUCGGGAACGAAAAGGGACCAUGAACUCGUCCACGUCCAUCACGUCGCUCUUCUCCUUCACCAGCCCGGCGGUGAAGCGUCUGCUGGGCUGGAAGCAAGGGGACGAGGAGGAGAAGUGGGCCGAGAAGGCGGUGGACUCGCUGGUGAAGAAGCUCAAGAAGAAGAAGGGAGCCAUGGAGGAGCUGGAGAGGGCCCUCAGCUGCCCCGGACAACCCAGCAAGUGCGUGACCAUCCCCCGCUCGCUCGACGGGAGGCUGCAGGUGUCGCACCGCAAGGGCCUGCCGCACGUCAUCUAUUGCCGGGUGUGGCGCUGGCCCGACCUGCAGUCGCACCACGAGCUCAAAGCGCUCGACUGUUGCGAGUUCCCCUUCGGCUCCAAGCAGAAGGACAUCUGCGUCAAUCCCUACCACUACCGGCGCGUGGAAACGCCAGUGCUGCCGCCUGUCCUCGUGCCGCGCCACAGCGAGUUUAACCCGCAGCACAGCCUGCUGGCCAAGUUCCGCAACGCCUCGCUGCACAACGAGCCGCUGAUGCCGCAGAACGCCACCUACCCGGAGUCCUUCCCGCCGCUACCGGGCUCCUCGUCCUCCUUCUCAUCCUCGUCGCCGUCCUCCUCAUCCCACGGACGAUCGCCCGCCUCGCAGAGCUACCCCGACUCCCCCGGCAGCUCCACGGAGCCGGGUAGCCCCUACCACAUCGCAGAGACUCCGCCUCCUCCGUACAGCAUGAUGGAGUCCAGCCCCCAUGAGGACGUGAAGCCCGGCAACUCCACGGAAACCACAAAGCUCACCUUCUCCGCUCCACACAUAGAUUUGCGUCCGGUGUGCUACGAGGAACCCGAAUACUGGUGCUCCAUCGCCUACUACGAGCUGAACAACCGGGUGGGCGAGACGUUUCACGCGUCGUCGCGCAGCGUGCUGGUGGACGGCUUCACCGACCCGUCCAACAACAAAAACCGCUUCUGCCUCGGCCUGCUGUCCAACGUCAACCGCAACUCCACCAUCGAGCACACGCGGCGACACAUCGGCAAAGGCUUACACUUGUACUACGUGGGCGGCGAGGUGUACGCCGAGUGCCUGAGCGACAGCAGCGUGUUCGUGCAGAGCCGCAACUGCAACUUCCAGCACGGCUUCCACGCCACCACCGUGUGCAAGAUCCCCAGCGGCUGCAGCCUGAAGAUCUUCAACAACCAGCUGUUCGCGCAGCUGCUCGCCCAGUCCGUCAAUCACGGCUUCGAGGUGGUCUACGAGCUCACCAAGAUGUGCACCAUCCGCAUGAGCUUCGUCAAGGGCUGGGGGGCCGAGUAUCACCGGCAGGACGUGACCAGCACCCCCUGCUGGAUCGAGGUGCACCUACACGGGCCCUUGCAGUGGCUGGACAAGGUCCUCACCCAAAUGGGUUCCCCUCACAACCCCAUCUCCUCCGUGUCCUAGCAAGCAGGCAGGUGGUGGUGGGCGCUUCGCCACGGGGGCACAGCUCCUCCACAAGCCUCCGGGUUGUGGUCCUUGUUUACUGUGAGACUGACUUUCAUUUGGCUUCUUUACAGCUUGGUGUUGUUUUCUUGCAUAUCGCUGCAGCACUUAUUUGUGUGUGUGUGUGUGUGAUGUCUUUAAAUAUUAUUAUUUUAACAUACAGACCUAUGUUUAUUUGUGCUUGUAUUAAAUUUUCUUCCAAGUCUAAAA
Phycodurus eques (leafy seadragon) is the source of this 3544-nucleotide messenger RNA. RefSeq names its product SMAD family member 9 (gene smad9). The transcript is spliced from 8 exons. Gene Ontology annotation, molecular function: DNA-binding transcription factor activity, RNA polymerase II-specific; RNA polymerase II cis-regulatory region sequence-specific DNA binding; I-SMAD binding. Lineage: Eukaryota; Metazoa; Chordata; Actinopteri; Syngnathiformes; Syngnathidae. Bases 1883 to 3295 code for a protein of 470 amino acids. Gene Ontology annotation, biological process: SMAD protein signal transduction; regulation of transcription by RNA polymerase II; transforming growth factor beta receptor signaling pathway. The record is from RefSeq and is a predicted model, not a curated record. Gene Ontology annotation, cellular component: heteromeric SMAD protein complex.